Molecule: messenger RNA, 2987 nt
Organism: Daphnia magna
Lineage: Eukaryota; Metazoa; Arthropoda; Branchiopoda; Diplostraca; Daphniidae
Product: ionotropic receptor 93a
Exons: 13
Coding region: 646-2052 (468 amino acids)
Cellular component (GO): membrane
Molecular function (GO): ligand-gated monoatomic ion channel activity
Source: RefSeq, a predicted model, not a curated record
UAAGUUUUGUUAAUGGGGGGAGUAGUAUUUUACAUGUCCAAAGAUGGUUUCCUGAAAAUCACACCAAUAUCUUUAGGCUCUCAUGAAAAACUUGGGGCUCCAUGCAGUUGGUAUAGUAAACCAAAGGUCGCAUACAAAAAGCCAGUGGGAGUAGAGAUUUAGCAGGGUGAUGGACAUGUGAGGUCUUCCAUAAGUUAUUGGUACCUGGACAAGUUCUGAAGAACCAAGGUACUGUAUAACUCGUUGGAUUUUCCAUUUGUUUGUGUUGCUAUUGACUUGACUUAUCUUUACCGACAAGGUUCUAAACACUGUGGAUAACAAAAUCCCGACCGCCGUAAAUAUGUUCCAAACUAGGAAGGCCACUAUGGAAAUUUAGCAGCAGGAUUCGAUUUUAGUCUGCUGUUAUUCCAAAAUUUUGUGACGCUUCUGGCGCUAGCCAUCUGUAGAGACAUACGGUUUCCUCUAUUAUUAACUGUUCAGGAGCCAUUGUUUUGAAUUUCUACUCUCCGUAUGUUGACGUUGCUAUAUGACUUAGUUUUCUUCGGAUGUUCCAUCGACUUCAUAACAGGUAUUUAAACAUUGUCGUUUCCCCACAAGCGCAGAUAACUUCAAACCUUCUGUUGUUGAGUUUGAAUUGCUCCCGCCAUGUUAAUGCCAUUUAAGUUAAUCAUUUCUUUCCUUGUUGUAUUUGGCGAUAGAUCCCAGACUUUAUUGGCUUCAAUACCAAAUGCUGUCAAGGGUAAACACCUUCGCAUUAUCUGGCCUCGUUGGGAAGGUAAUCCAAAAGGACUUUCUGGUCCGCUCAAGGGAGGGGUCAUCAUUGAUUACUUGGCAGCACGAUUAGGGUUCACUUACGAGAUGGUAAGAAUCACGGAGAACAGACUGGAGCCCGCUCCGAAUCAAAGAGGACUUUUUAAUUAUUUAUGGGACGGAAAAUGUGAUUUUUUGGUUUCAUCCGUUGCCACAACAUGGGAGCGGAACAACAUCUUUGAUCUCACUACUCCCUGGGAAUACGCAUGCCUUGCUUUUCUGAUUCCCGUGCACGGCGAGACAGCCAACCUUAAAUCUGUCGUCAAGCCUUUCCAGCUGCCGGUCUGGAUUGGACUAAUCGUUACAGUCAUUUGCGUCAUCGUCGUUCUGACUUUAAUUCAGCGAUAUUUGCAGUACAUGGAACAGCGGUCUGGAACGGUGUCUGCAACGGAAUGCAGUACACAUUUGCCAGGCAACAAUAGUCGUCUUUCGAAUGGACGAGCUGGAAGACAAUAUGUUUACGUUUUCGGCAAUUUACUGUCACAAGGUGGACCUUGCACGUCUAAUCGGUUAUCGUUUCGUUUCGUCGCUGGGGUAUGGGCCCUGGCGGCAUUCAUUUUCGUUCAAGCGUACACGUCGAUACUUUUCACGUACGUAGUGGCUCCAGUCAACCAACCGCUCAUCAAUUCCAUUUAUGACGUCGCUGAUAGUAGCGACAUCAAUUUACUAGUGAAGAAAGCUGGCACUGCGGAUACGAUGUUUACGAAUAACAACUGGACAGGAUUUUACGAGAAAAUCCGGGACAGGAUUAAUUCACUGGAAGAUUCUCGUUGCGUAUUGAUAUCCGAUUGCAUCAAGUUAGUCACACCGGGAUCGAGGAACGUCUUUAUCGACGGUUAUGCCUAUCAAUUGGAUGCCAUCAAGGAAGAUUUUCAGAAAACUGGAAAAUGCAACUUGCAACUUGCAGGGGACACUUAUUCGUCCCUACUAGUCGCAAUGGUUUUACCAAAACGCAGUCCCUAUACCGACCCUAUCAACAAAGGGAUCCUGGAACUACGGGAAGGUGGUUUCAUUGACCACUGGGAUCUCUGGUUUCGUCCAAUGCCAGGCCAAUGUAUUGAAAAUUUCAAACGCGGUGGUUUCAAAUCACCAAGAAGCAGGAAAUAUCCGUCAUUGUCGUUCAAGAAUUUGUCUGGAGCCUUCCUUCUCUUUUUGGUUGGCACCAGCCUUUCAGUUUUGGCUUUUCUUUGCGAGCACAUAAUUUCAAUGACUGGAAGGCUACGUCUCUGCCGACGCAAUUAACCGCCGUAAAUUGCACGCAGAGCCGAGUAUGUUUUGUUCUUUCGGUUUCAACAACAAGCUUUAAAUGGACCCAUCCCUCGUAUAGUUAAAUCUUUCAUCUCGUGAGCUGUGUAAGCAGUCGUAUUAAAAAUUGUUGACAACAUCCUCGGAUAUGACGUAUAUGCAACUAUUUUUAAAGUAGGUAAUCCACAACACAAUUUUUGGUGUCAUUUUACGCUUCAUUUGAAAUAGCUCUGCUCGUUUCAUAGAAAGAAAGAAUCCAAAUAUCAAAUAACAACCCGAAAAAUUCUGUUUUACUGUUAGAUUUAGUGGAAAAAAGGUAUGAACCCAGAGAAAAUGGAUGUGCACUUUUUCAGUUAUCUUCUUGGUAAAGCUGCUUUAGAUUUAUACUUAGAUAAAGUAAAACACACAAUCAAAACGCACAGUGUAUGUGUCCAUUGAACAGUUACAAAUUUACAAUCAUCGGUAAUAUACAAUAUAAAAACAAAACUCAAUAAGUCAAAAUAAGUAUAAACAAUAAGUAAUAAAGAUUCUUUUGCCUCCAGCCAAGUGGGGUUAUCGUCUGCGUUGCAACAAGUUGACGUGUUUCUCGUCUUCCUGCCAUCACGAAUGGUUGAUUGUAACUUUUGUCACCCGUGGUUUCCUUGUUGCCAAGAGACAGAACAGAUCCAAUACCCAUGGCAAAUUUGGCAAUUGGUGGAGACAAGACAGUGGUGUCUAGCCUGGAAGUAAAAGGUAUGGUUUUUGAGUUGGUCAGUGAUCCAUAUAAAUUACCAUGAGGACAAGUCCAACAUAAAUUGUGCAUCCUGCUUUGUUUCUACUUCCAUUGUGUAAUUCUCCUACAUGUUACGCCACCAACUGCUGCACAGAUGAUAAUUUAUUCCCAGAUUUUAUGUUUCCAGGAUCAUAAGGAUCUACUUAACAAUGGAAAUUAU